Zophobas morio is the source of this 3454-nucleotide messenger RNA. RefSeq names its product C-terminal-binding protein (gene CtBP). Gene Ontology annotation, biological process: regulation of transcription by RNA polymerase II. The transcript has 5 exons. Gene Ontology annotation, molecular function: DNA-binding transcription factor binding; transcription coactivator activity; transcription coregulator binding. Lineage: Eukaryota; Metazoa; Arthropoda; Insecta; Coleoptera; Tenebrionidae. Gene Ontology annotation, cellular component: nucleus. The record is from RefSeq and is a predicted model, not a curated record. Bases 727 to 2028 code for a protein of 433 amino acids.
GUCUUCAUUUUUGCGACGUGAAAGUCCUCGGAGUCUUCGAAACGCGUAAAGAGGCGUGGUUUUCGCAUUUCCACAACAGCGUAACAUAAGUGCUGCAUUCUACACGCGUAGUUUGUCAACAGUUUGGUAACUUUUAUCACCGUCUCGAGAGGGGGGAGCUGGGCGAAGCAACGGUAUUAUUACAGUGCGCGUCCGCCAUUUUGAUGUGCAGAAGUGGGGAUAUAGUUAGCACCUAGCGUUGUACAAGAAAUCCAGAAAAGUGGCCUAGAAAAACGGAAUUAGCCCUUGGAAGUCGCGUCUUCACACCCUACGAGCCCCCUUCACACACCAGAGACCCAGUGAAGUGCAGUGUUUAUGUGUUUUCGAGCGAAGAAGAAAGUGUGUCCAACUUGGAACCUAGCAGCGUGGCUCCUGCCGCUUCUCUUUGUUUCUGUCACGGUUUAGCUUAAGGUGGUCUUCAUGCAUCACGAUGGAGCGCAUAUUCAGUCGCGAAGCGUAACCUAAGGCUUGGUUUCGCGGUCCGGCGUGUGACGGUGGACGGCAGCAUCAUCAGCGAACGAGGCGAGGCGAGAGCAGGCAGCAUCAACCCCAUAGAGUUUUAGCAUCCGCUGGCGUUAGCACAGCCCCCGUAGACGAUCAACAGUUUGUUGGUGUUUGUGCGUGGUGUCCGUUGACGGUGCGCCGUAUAUGCGGCACUGGUGUCGUUAGUGUGGCGUGUUUAUUCAAAUGGACAAACGAAAAAUGAUGGCAAAAAGGCCUAGAGUUGACAACUUGCGCGGUCCCAUCUCGAACGGGCCGAUGCAACAGCGUCCGUUGGUCGCGUUGUUGGACGGAAGGGACUGUUCCAUCGAAAUGCCCAUUCUUAAGGACGUCGCGACGGUGGCGUUCUGUGACGCGCAGAGCACCAGCGAGAUCCACGAGAAAGUGCUGAACGAGGCAGUCGGCGCCCUGAUGUGGCACACCAUCGUCCUCACCAAGGAGGACCUCGAAAAGUUCAAAACGCUGCGGAUCAUCGUGCGCAUAGGCAGCGGCGUCGAUAACAUAGACGUCAAAGCGGCGGGAGAGUUGGGGAUCGCCGUGUGUAACGUUCCAGGGUACGGCGUCGAGGAGGUGGCCGAUACGACGCUGUGUCUCAUUUUGAACUUGUACCGAAGGACCUAUUGGUUGGCGAACAUGGUGAGGGAAGGGAAGAAGUUCACGGGACCGGAACAGGUGAGGGAGGCGGCUCAAGGAUGCGCCAGGAUACGCGGCGACACGUUAGGCAUCGUCGGACUCGGGAGGAUCGGAUCGGCGGUCGCACUGCGCGCGAAAGCCUUCGGUUUCAACGUCAUCUUCUACGAUCCGUAUCUCCCGGACGGGAUCGAGAAGAGUCUGGGACUGACGAGGGUCUACACGCUACAGGAUCUGCUGUUCCAAUCCGACUGCGUAUCUCUCCAUUGCACCCUCAACGAACACAACCACCAUCUGAUCAACGAGUUCACCAUAAAGCAGAUGCGGCCGGGCGCAUUUCUAGUGAAUACGGCCCGGGGCGGUUUAGUCGACGAUGACGCAUUAGCACAGGCGUUGAAACAGGGCCGGAUCAGGGCGGCGGCGUUGGACGUUCACGAAAACGAGCCGUAUAAUGUGUUCGCGGGACCCCUAAAAGAAGCCCCUAAUCUGUUGUGUACGCCGCACGCGGCGUUCUACAGUGACGCCUCGGCAACCGAACUUAGGGAGAUGGCGGCGUCCGAAAUCCGACGCGCCAUCAUGGGCAGGAUCCCAGAAUGUCUGAGGAAUUGCGUCAAUAAAGAAUACUUUAUGGGCCCGGGCUCAUAUCCCGAAGGUACAGUGUCCCCGGCUGGGGUAAAUGGAGGCUACUAUCAAGGUGGUGCACUUCCCGUCCAACAGGCGCACUCGACGACACCUCACGAAGCCCCUCACACGGUAACUCCGAGCGCUGCGCCCCCCACACCUCAGCCGGCCCCUCCGGUGGGUCCAGUAGUUCCACCCCAUGCUCUCGUGAGUACUACCACUAUCAACAUAAAGUAACCAAGCCGAUCAGCACACCAGAUCCAGCGAACCACCAUGCAUCAAAACCAGAACCGUCAGAGGUCCACUAACAAACAUCUCCUUUGAUGAAUGAUGAUGUGUUUCAGUUUGGGCUGCAAGCUGCUAUGAAUGUGUGAAGUGCACGUCAGUCACAUUAUAUAUGUUCAUUUUUGUUCAUCCCUUAAGGUAUACAUAUCGUGAAUUGAAAUUAUUACAUCACAGCUAAUUUUGUCGGAGGUUCAUUUUGCACAAGAAUGAUUUUCUUUUGUCUGUAUAUAAACAAACUGAUGUUUAGUAUUCGUUGAUUAGAGAGGAAAAUGAGUUUUAUGUGGACGAUUUUUAUUUUAUUUGUAGAAAUUUUGACGUCGAAAUGAACCGCCGCGUUUGUAUAAAGAAUAUACUUAACGAUUCUUUCUGUCAUGUUUUUGUAAAAAUGGUAUAUUCAUGCUUUUUUUACUCCCGAUGGAUUUUUGAUGUGACACUUGGUUUCGUGACGGAUUAGUUCUUGUAAAUCUUGUUAUUUUGUCCGGAAAGCGGGACCAGUUGCCAUGUCAAGAACGACCAUUUGUUAGUAGUGUUAGUUUUAGUUGUCCAAAUUUCAUGCUAUUGAAUAGAUAGUUUAUCUUGUAAAAUCUUUUUAGUUUUAAUUAGAAUUCUUUUCUAAAUACAUAAGUGCAUUAUUUCGUUGAACGUCGGAGGAGAAGUACACCGCGGUAUUUUUUAUAUAAACAUUUCUGGUCUUGAAGAGGAGCGUUUUAUAUUGAUAUUCUGCACAUUAUUUUGUAAAUCUGUUUAUUUAGAAAAUGCUGCCAUGUGUGUAUGAGUGAAUAGCCCAAAACAUUUAUGUUUUAAAUUCUUUAGGAGAAUAAACUACUAAUAUUGAUAUAUAAAUAUAUAUAUAAAAGUAUAUAUAUGACGAGACUUUUGUUUAAAAGGCAAAACCAGUGAAGUUGGUUUCAAAGUGAACUUAAAACAAUUCAAGGUGAAGUGCGGUAUUGUUUUAAUUUCGUAUUGUAGAAUACAUUAGUGAUAUUUGUGACUUAUUUCAGUGAUAAACAUUUCUUUCAAGCCGCUUGAACGUGAUGCAUAUUUUUGUCAUUCUCUUAAUCACCAUUAACAAAAAAUACGACGACAGGAGACGACAUUCCAUGGAUUCUUUAUGUACGCAAACAUUUUUUCAAACAACAAACACAAUAAAACAGUUAUGGUGUGCUAUUUACUAAGUAUAUUUUUAUAAUCACAAUUUUUAAAAACAUUUUAUAAAUGUAGAAAAUGGUUCACCUACUGAUUGGCUGGGAAACACAGUCGACAAUAAUAUGCAACACGCCACAAUAGAAACAGCAUGUGAAAUAAAACUGUAGGGCUAUUGGACUUCCACAAAAUUUUGAAAUAAAUAUCUUCAAAAAAUAAACAUGUUCUUUUCUAA